This is a messenger RNA of Trichophyton benhamiae CBS 112371, 1227 nucleotides long. RefSeq lists its product as uncharacterized. NCBI's taxonomy places the organism in Eukaryota, Fungi, Ascomycota, Eurotiomycetes, Onygenales, Arthrodermataceae. The transcript has 3 exons. The coding region runs from base 1 to 1227 and encodes 408 amino acids. The record is from RefSeq and is a predicted model, not a curated record.
AUGCAUCCAUCAGUUCCAUUUCAACGAGCAUUACCAAUAUUACCUUAUAUCUACCGUCAUUCCAGUGCCCACCUGCGAAGUAAGUUGACUAUGUCGUCUAGUACGAGAAGAAUACCCCGAUUCCCCGAAAUUCCCAAUGUCAACAGCUGCAUGUUAUCCAGCGACGUAGCCGACCGUCAAGGUGCCAUUCCGAUCUUCUCGACAGGGAAAGAGAGAGAUGGCACAUUUACUCCUAAAAUCUCGAGGCUCAAUGAGCACCAGCUUGGUGAACUAUUACGGGGAAGAUAUCCAUCUGACUAUCGAUUUGAAGUUAUCCAUCUAAGUAAUGCAGCUCCCGAAACCAGCCUGAUAUAUGAUGCCCUGAGUGAUCACAAGAGCGAAAGAGCUUUUUCAAUGACGACUGUUCGAAACGCCCCUACUCCCUUACAUCAGUGGGUUUUAUCUGGUGUUGCAGACUUGCUUACAUCUCAAAUGCCUGCUGGUACAAAAGUCUUGUCUGAUUCUCCCAUUCAAGGUAUCACCUCUUUGAAAGAAGACAAGCUCAUUCCAGACCUACAACUCCUCUAUAAAGAACACGGAGCUCUUAGAUCAAAGGCUGUUCUUUCAGUAGAGACAGGAUUUUCGCAGCAAUACGAGAGUCUUCAGCACGCCGUCCGCAGAGCUAUCGAUGCUACUCAGAACGUCAAUGUCUCCUUAAUGAUCAACUUGAAAGAAAAGCCAGCCUUUCGCGCUCCGUUUUCGCCAACUUCUUCCGGUCUAUAUCAGCAUCCGAUCACCAAGGAGUAUGUGGACACAGCGACAAUGCUGACGUACCUUGAGUCUUCAAGCCACACAGAACCAUUGCCUAAGAAUCCUAAUGACCUAGAAAGCCCGUUGUUCUUCCUUGGGACCCGUUGGGUUGGCCGGGUUGAAGGCACCUUAGAAGUCUGGGUGCGUGACAAAGUUACCCAGAAAGCUGUCCGAAAACUUGGUCCAAUCCUAUUUUACGGCUCGAAGCUACGGGUUGAUAAGGACACACCCUACAUCGACGCUAGAAAUGAGGAUGUUCAACUGGGCCUUAAUCUCUCUGACAUAAUCAUCUCUGCUAACGACGAUCUGAAGAAGCCGUUCGUCAUUGAUUGGGUGAAGCUAAGAGAAUGCAUCAAUGAGGGCCGGAUGGCGUUGGCUAUGAGUCGGUGCUGGACAACUAUGAACCAUAUUGCAGAGUUGAACGGGAAGAAAAAGUGA